Messenger RNA from Sinocyclocheilus grahami, 570 nucleotides. Its product is annotated as L-selectin-like. The record is from RefSeq and is a predicted model, not a curated record. Lineage: Eukaryota; Metazoa; Chordata; Actinopteri; Cypriniformes; Cyprinidae. The transcript has 5 exons. The coding region runs from base 1 to 570 and encodes 189 amino acids.
AUGACGGUCUCUUAUCUGCCGAAGGAAGUGUUUGAGGCCAGAGAAACUGAAUUCCCUGUCCCGCCAGAUGAGCAGUGCCCCAAAGGCACUACUGCUAAGACAGAAGCCAUGAGGGUUGCCCGUGACAAAACCACUGGCAAAGUGAUGGACCAAAUUUGGCUUCAUCUGCUUUUUCUUUCAGGACUCCUGUCAUUAACUCUGUGUAAACCACAAGAGUAUAUUCUGUACAAGCAGUUAAAGACGUGGGAAAAUGCACAGAGUUACUGCAGGACACACCAUAUUGAUCUGGCCACCGUUCAGACUGAUGAAGACUGGACAAGUCUGAAAGAAGCUGCAGACGAAAAACAGUUUUAUGGCUUUGCCUGGAUCGGACUGUUCAAUGACAUUAAAAGCUGGCGCUGGUCUUAUAACGAGGAGAGUCUGGUGUUCGAGUCCUGGGGUCUUGUCCAGCCAGAUAACUACGGUGCGGGAGAGGAGUGUGUCGCCAUCUUUCCUAACGGAGCCUGGAAUGAUAUCUACUGCACCAUCGAAAAAUAUGUUGUGUGUUACGACGGUGAGAAACACGUAUAA